Messenger RNA from Plasmodium cynomolgi strain B, 822 nucleotides. RefSeq lists its product as hypothetical. The annotation marks the transcript as partial. Lineage: Eukaryota; Apicomplexa; Aconoidasida; Haemosporida; Plasmodiidae. The transcript has 2 exons. The record is from RefSeq and is a predicted model, not a curated record.
GAGAUACGCAGUCAACCGAAAAUUGAAGAAAAGCGGAAAAGUUCGUAAUUAUUAUUGUAAGCCAUGCGAAAGAUUUAAGGAAAUUUGUAAUGGUGCUGCUCACGAUAUUUGUAGAAAAAUUAGAAAUAACUUAAAGAAUAUAUAUUCUAUUUCUCCUGGUAAAGAAAGAAAACAACAUUGCUUAUAUUUCAAAUAUUGGUUCUAUGAAAAAUUGAUGAAUUUGUUUAAUUCUGAAUCGGGCAGUAAAUGCUUUAACAGUAUUAUUACAGAAUUUGACCAUUUUAAAGUAUAUGCAUAUUAUGGUUAUAUUGAUUUUAGUUGUCAAUAUGAUUUAUACCGUAUUAAUAUGAACAAUUUAAAAACACAUAAAUUAUAUAAUGACAUAUAUAAGGAAUAUUUGAAUUCAAUUUUUAAACUUUACAUAAAGUAUAAAAGCGAUGAAUGUUCUUCUGAUGAUUAUAAUUAUUUGUAUAAUAAUUGCGAAAACUUUUUUGAUCCUCAUGAAUAUUAUAAUCCACAAAAUCUUUUAUCUACACUAGAAAGCUGUAUUCCUGGACAAGAAAUACCUAAAAAUAUAAUAAAUGAAAAAUAUUUAGAACUGGAAAAUAAUAGCCCCAAAAUAAAAUUAAAAUGUAGCGAAGGUAGUUAUUGGAUCGAUGAUAAAUUCGUACGUAGCAUGAUAUGCACUGACAAGCAAAAAGGAGAUAUAGAACAUGUUUCGAUGAAGGCAUCUCCAAGCUUUUCAUAUUAUCAGAUUAUCUUCAAUGGUAUUUUUUACAUUACUUGGUGUAUUUUUUUGUUGUUCCUGUUUUUCAAAGUAUA